Messenger RNA from Abrus precatorius (Indian licorice), 2007 nucleotides. Its product is annotated as squalene monooxygenase-like. The transcript is spliced from 8 exons. Gene Ontology annotation, cellular component: endoplasmic reticulum; membrane. The record is from RefSeq and is a predicted model, not a curated record. Gene Ontology annotation, molecular function: squalene monooxygenase activity; FAD binding. Gene Ontology annotation, biological process: sterol biosynthetic process. Bases 243 to 1838 code for a protein of 531 amino acids. Lineage: Eukaryota; Viridiplantae; Streptophyta; Magnoliopsida; Fabales; Fabaceae.
CCUUUAAGCUAGAGGGAAUCCGUAACCUAAGCCAUGCCAUGUCCAUGGCCAUUACCCCCGUCUGCGUAUAAAUUUCAUCUCCUUCCUUCCAGAAGCUUCUCUAUUCCGUUAAGCCACGCUAACAGAACCAAACUUAAAAUUCAUUUUCACAUUGCUGCCAGCGAAGCAGAGAGAGAAAAACUAGAGCCAGAAACAGAGACUAACAGAGAAAGAGAGAAAUCGAACACCACACCAUCGUCUUCAUGGCAGUUAGGUUCCUCGAAAUGGUGGAUCCCUACGUUCUUGGAUGGAUCGUAUGCUCUGUGCUUAGUCUCGUUGCGCUCCACAGUUUGGUUUUCGCACGGAGGAGCCGUUGCGCUUCAUCUGAGGCCGCCGUUACGUGCGCCGAUAACAUAACCACCGCCGCCGGAGAAUGCAGAUCCUUGAACCGUGACGGAGACGUUGACGUCAUCAUUGUAGGAGCCGGUGUUGCUGGCUCCGCUCUCGCUCACACUCUCGGCAAGGAUGGACGUCGAGUUCUUGUAAUCGAAAGAGAUCUGAGUGAACCAGACCGAAUUGUUGGAGAGUUGCUGCAACCUGGUGGCUAUCUCAAAUUAAUUGAGCUGGGACUUGAAGAUUGCGUAGAAAAAAUUGAUGCUCAGCAAGUGUUUGGUUAUGCUCUUUUCAAGGAUGGAAAACACACACGACUCUCCUAUCCCUUGGAUAAGUUUCACUCGGAUGUAGCUGGAAGAAGCUUUCACAAUGGGCGUUUUAUUCAGAGGAUGAGAGAGAAGGCUACCUCCCUUCCCAAUGUACGAUUGCAACAAGGAACUGUUACGUCCCUACUUGAAGACAAGGGGAUAAUUAAAGGUGUGCACUACAAAACGAAAGAUAGUCAAGAAUUAUCAGCAUGUGCACCUCUUACCAUUGUUUGUGAUGGUUGUUUCUCAAACUUACGCCGAUCUCUUUGUAAUCCUAAGGUAGAUGUUCCCUCUUGUUUCGUUGGCUUAGUUUUGGAGAACUGUGAACUUCCUUGCGCAAAUCAUGGCCAUGUCAUACUGGGAGAUCCUUCGCCAGUUCUGUUCUAUCCUAUAAGUAGUACAGAAAUUCGCUGUCUGGUUGAUGUUCCCGGUCAGAAGGUUCCAUCUAUUUCCAAUGGUGAAAUGGCAAAUUAUUUGAAGAGAGUUAUAGCUCCACAGGUUCCCCCUGAGCUUCACGAGGCUUUCAUAGCUGCAGUGGACAAAGGCAAUAUCAGGACAAUGCCAAAUAGAAGCAUGCCAGCGGCUCCUUAUCCUACUCCCGGAGCCCUACUGAUGGGAGAUGCAUUCAACAUGCGCCAUCCUCUAACAGGGGGUGGAAUGACCGUGGCAUUAUCUGAUAUAGUGUUGCUGCGAAAUCUUCUCAGGCCAUUGCGUGACCUGAAUGAUGCAUCCAGCCUUUGCAAAUACCUUGAAUCAUUUUAUACCUUGCGCAAGCCUGUGGCAUCCACUAUAAAUACGUUGGCUGGAGCCCUUUACAAGGUCUUUUGCGCAUCACCUGAUCCUGCGAGGAAGGAAAUGCGUCAAGCUUGCUUCGAUUAUCUUAGUCUUGGAGGUCUAUUCUCAGAAGGGCCAGUCUCAUUACUAUCAGGAUUAAACCCUCGGCCCUUGAGCCUGGUUCUCCAUUUCUUUGCUGUUGCAAUAUAUGGGGUUGGCCGUCUACUGCUACCGUUUCCUUCCCCUAAACGGAUAUGGACUGGACUUCGAUUAAUUUCUAGUGCAUCUGGAAUCAUCUUGCCCAUAAUUAAGGCUGAAGGAGUCCGUCAGAUGUUCUUUCCUGCAACUGUUUCAGCUUACUAUAGAAAUCCUCCGGCUGCUUAAAAAUUGAAUAUCAGUGAAUACCUCUUCUCCACUCAAGGUGUUAUCAAGAUGAGCUUUUUUCAUUCUUCAGAAAUCUAUAGGGUUCUAUUAAGACAUCUGUAAACAUUAUGGCUUUCGUGUGAAUUCUUUGUAGAGUCAAUUUUAAAUUGCGUGUUAGAUUUUAUAGCUU